UGUCUCGGUGAGAAUAUCGAAUGUGGAAGCAUAACAAGCCCAUGUGGGUCAUGUGGAACGUGUUAGUGUUGGACUUAAUAUCAGCUCCAGUGGCGCCAUGAAGGGCAAGGGUAACAUGAAGGCCGGCCAGGAAGAAGUUAGCCAAGAGAUCCGUCAGUUCCAGGCUAUGAAACAUGAGGAACACCAGGCUGCCAGCCACAAGUACUUUGAGGAAGGUGAAGAGCCGUUCAGGCAUCCUGCAGCUCCCAGCAUCUCAGUUGACCAGAAAAAAUCCACUAAGACCUUCGGAAAGUAUGAAAAACAUGGUAACAAACGAAAUUUCGAAAGCCAAACACCACAGGAAAAAACCGAUUGGAAAAAGCUGAAGUUAGAGAAAAAGGAGCUGAAGAUGAAGCGGAAGGAGAAGAGUCAUGGUGGCAGCGACUUGUAUGAGCUAGGAGUUAAUACCAAGAAGAUAUGGGAGGAAUUACGUCAAAGUAAAUGUAAGCAAGAGCGCCGACAGGAGCUGUGCAAACAGUUGAUGGCUCUGGUGCGUGGUAAGGUCAAGUCUUUAAUAUUUGCUCAUGAUACUGUUAGAGUUAUAGAAACACUUUUGGCAGUGGGUGGUGAAGAGUAUCGCACACUUAUAUUUGAGGAGCUCAAGGGAGAUAUAAUAGAACUCAGUAAAAAUGUAUACUCUCGUUUUUUUGUGUUGAAGGUCCUAAGAUAUGGUACUAGGCCACAGAGAGAUGAGGUUAUUAAGGCUAUGAAGGGAAAAGUUGUUAAAUUAAUGAAGAAUAAAAUUGCCAGUGAUGUAGUGGAGCUUGCAUAUAAUGACUAUGCCAAUGCAACACAACGGUCAAUGAUGGUUCAGGAAUUCUUUGGGCCUCAGUUUCGUCUUUUUCACGAGGAAGAUGUACAUUGUUUGGACGAUGCUAUCAAGAAAUAUCCUAGUAAUAGAGAGUUCAUAUUGAAAGAUUUCUUUAGUGCCUUGCAACCUAUUAUCGACAAAGGCGUGUUUACAAAUUCAAUGGUGCACACGUUAUUACGGGAUUUCAUGCUGGUCUGUUCAGUGGGAGAUCGUGCUGGUGUGAUUGAAGCUCUAAAGGAAUCAUUGACACCAAUUAUACACACAAGAGAUGGAGCUCGAGUAGCCAUGCUAUGCCUAUGGCAUGGCACGGGAAAAGACAGGAAGACCAUUCUGAAAUCAUUCCGAACACAUUUUGUCAAGAUUGCCACUGAGGAGCAUGGCCAUAUGGUACUGUUAGCUGCAUUUGAUUGUGUUGACGACACUCAGUUUAUGAAAAAAGUAGUCAUAUCAGAGCUCAUGGAUGAGCUGGAUCAAAUUGUUGCUUCUGAUUAUGGAUUAAGAGUUUUGAGGUAUCUGGUGGCUCCUCGUAGUGCAAUAUUCUUCCAGCCUAGUGUAGUGGCUAUAUUGUCUCAAGGGGAUGGUAAUGCUGCCAGUAAGAAAGAUACAGAUAUUCGACAGCGAGAGUUGCAGGCUGCUAUUAGUGUACCCAUCUUGCGACUGUUGUUGGAUAAUAUCAGAUAUUGGGCUGUUAAUCCAAAUUGGACACUCUUCAUUGGUGCGGCAUUGCGAACAUUGUCGGCACCUGAAACUGUCUCUAUCUUUGAGAAAUUAGCAGAAUUAUGUGGUGAACCAUACUUCCCAGGCACUGAAGGUCACGUUUUAGAAGUAGCACAUACUACUAAACUGAUUACAUAUAUUAUUAAAUGUGAUAAAGAGCGACAAGCAGCAGAUAAGCCAAUCUUCAGCUCUCUCUUGUUGAAAACUGCAGAGGAGGAAAUUGCAGGCUGGAUAAACUCUAACCGAGGAUGCUUUCUUCUGGUUAAUAUGAUUGAAACGGAAAUAUCUGAAGUUGUCUCAAAAGUAAAGCAACUGAUUUCUCCACUUAAGGACAAGCUUGCCACUCUGAAAUUUAAGGGUGCUGAAAUACUACUAAAAAAGCUGUAAGAACGUGUGUAGAUAUUUUUCAAUAACUCUUGAAUAACACAUUCAAAUUUCAGUGAGGUGGUACUGAUUUGGCUAGUCUAGAGUUUGUAUGACAUGACAAUUUGUUCACAGUUGUCAUUCUGUUAAGCUUGUAAUAUAGAUUUUUAGGAGAAAGGUUAGUACAGUACAAGGCUGUAAUAUUAAAAUGCAGUAUACAUGUAUAUUUUUAAAUGUUAAUAUAAAAAUAUAAAUACUGUAAUACAAAAAAUUGUAUUAUUUAUGGGCUUCAAGUAUGUGUUUUAUAAAUUAUAGUCCCUUACAUAUUGUACAAAUUGCUUACUAAUUAAAUUAUUUAAUUAAA
This is a messenger RNA of Procambarus clarkii (red swamp crayfish), 2294 nucleotides long. RefSeq names its product Pumilio and CPL domain-containing protein penguin (gene peng). Gene Ontology annotation, biological process: regulation of translation. Lineage: Eukaryota; Metazoa; Arthropoda; Malacostraca; Decapoda; Cambaridae. Gene Ontology annotation, cellular component: nucleolus. The record is from RefSeq and is a predicted model, not a curated record. Gene Ontology annotation, molecular function: mRNA binding.